AUGCCUAAAACUUUGUAUAGAUACUCUCAAGAACAAAGAAAACAGAAACCUGCAGAUAUUUUAGCGACAGAUUCAGGCUUUCAAAGUAAUGAAGUUUAUUUAACUUUUGUCCAAAAUUUAAUGAAAAAAGGCAAAAAAUCAACAGCAGAAAACUUGUUUCGAAAAACUUUGCAAAAUUUAAAACAAAAAACUAAAAACUCAGAGAAUGUUUUUGUCGUUCUUGAAAAAGCCGUAAAAAAUGUGGAACCUUCUUUUUUCUUGAAAAAAGCCCGUUUGGGAGGCACUUCUCAACAGAUUCCUGCGGCUUUGGAUAAAAAAAAGAAAAAAUCGACAUCUAUUCGUGCUCUUAUUCAAAUUGCUACCGAAAAGCAGAAAAAAAGUACACAGCGUAAAGAUAUUAAGUUAGCUUCGACUUUCACGCACUUUCUUGCUAACGAACUUUAUGAAGCUUCACAAGGUCUCGGUUCGGCACUACAAAAAAGAGACGAACUUCAUAAAUUGGCAGAGUCAAACAGAGCUUUGCUUACUCAACGGUGGUGGUAA
Messenger RNA from Bathycoccus prasinos, 543 nucleotides. Lineage: Eukaryota; Viridiplantae; Chlorophyta; Mamiellophyceae; Mamiellales; Bathycoccaceae. The record is from the annotation of a RefSeq genome assembly.